GUUGUGACUUGUAUUGCGUGAGGCAGUCGCAGGUUUAAUACUGCUUACUGAUAGAGAUUAGUUGCAUGUCGUUUUCGCCUAGUAUAUUGUGAUGGUUGAUAGUAGUGUUUUUAUGAUACGACAUUCGUGCGUUUUAAGAAUUACGUGAAAAACUAAAAUUAUGGAACUACGAAUGUGUUGAGUGCAUUAGUUACAAAAUGAUUCAUUUUCGUCAACGAAGUCGACGAUCCUAUGUAUAGUUUCCCGAUCUUUGUAAUAUAAGGAGCCAUUUACACAUGGCAAGAGGUCACGUAGGCAUUAGUGAUUUUUAAAUCGUGGUUUAUUAAAAUAGUAAACUAUAUUAGACUUUGAGAUUAUUAUUAAUGUAGUUGUUAUAAAAAUGGAUAGCAAAAAUAUCCAGAAAAAUGCAAUGCAAAAAAGUGCUGAAUUUACUUUCACUCCUCCACCGGAGGCGCCCAUAUUUGAGCCUACACCUGAAGAAUUCAUGGAUCCUCUAGGAUAUAUCGCCAAAAUACGUCCCGUUGCAGAAUUAACAGGGAUUUGUAAAAUCAAACCACCUGCUCGUUGGCAGCCACCAUUUUCAUUAGACGUAGAUAAGUUAAAAUUCGUUCCACGGAUUCAAAAAGUAAAUGAGUUGGAAGCCAUCACACGCCUAAAACUUUUGUUUCUCGAAAAAAUUUUAAAAUUUUGGGAUUUACAAGGAUCACCUUUAAAAAUUCCAAUGAUUGAAAAUAAAACAUUGGAUUUGUAUUGCUUAAAAUUUUGGGUAGAUGAAGAAGGGGGCUUUGAAAAUUGUAAUAAUCCUAAAAAAUGGCGAAAGAUCGCUACAACAAUGGGUUACAGUCAGAGCACAAUAACAAUGAAUUUUCUUAAAAGUAACUAUGAAAAGAUUCUUCUUCCAUAUGAGAUAUUUGAAAAAAGUAAAGCAGAUAUUUUAAAAACCGUAAAAAAAGUUGACACGAAAACUGAAACUAAAGAAGAAUGUGAAAACGGGAAAAAUCUUUUUAAAGAAAUAUCAAUAGAAUCUAUAACCAAAAUACAGAAUGAAUAUGCUAAUGAUGAGAGACCCCAUACAAGCAUAAAAAAAGCAAAAACUGGUUCAGAUAUCAAACCUGAUGUUACUGGUUCAAAAUUAAAAAUUGAUUUUGAGGAAAUUAAACGAAAUAGAGAAUUAAGAAAAUUAGCUUGUUAUGGCCCUGGUCCUAAAAUGCCCGGGCUGAAUGAUGAAGAGUUUGAUAUAACAAAAUCUAGAAAGAGACCUCGAUAUGACUUAGAUCCAUUAGCAAUAUACAUAUGUGCUAUUUGUCAGAAAGAUCAUAGAGAUGAUUUACUACUUAUAUGUAAUGGUUGUUCAGACACAUACCACACAUUCUGUUUAAAGCCUCCUCUCAAUGUAGUCCCAGAUGGAGAUUGGCGUUGUCCUUGUUGCAUUGCUGAAGAAGUUCAUAAGCCAGCAGAGGCCUUUGGAUUUGCUCAAGCAGAAAGAGAAUAUACUUUGCAACAAUUUGGUGAAAUGGCCGAUAAAUUUAAGUCUGACUAUUUUGGAAUGUCAGGUCAUUUAGUGCCUACCAAUGUAGUUGAAAAAGAGUUUUGGAGGAUCAUAUCUUCAGUAGAAGAGGAUGUUACAGUAGAAUAUGGUGCAGACUUGCAUUCCAUGGAUCAUGGUUCAGGCUUUCCAACCAAAUCCUCGCUUAAUUUAUACCCUGGAGAUCAAGAAUAUGUCGACUCGGGGUGGAAUUUAAACAACUUGCCAGUAUUAGAUGGUUCUGUUUUAAGAUUCAUUAAUGCAGAUAUUUCGGGAAUGACUGUUCCCUGGAUGUACGUGGGUAUGUGUUUCUCUGCAUUUUGUUGGCAUAAUGAAGACCAUUGGAGCUAUUCAAUAAAUUAUUUGCACUGGGGUGAAGCAAAAACUUGGUAUGGAGUACCUGGAAAUGGAGCAGAGCUUUUAGAAAAUGCUAUGAAAGCAGCAGCACCAGAUCUGUUUAAAUCUCAACCUGAUUUGCUACAUCAAUUAGUCACAAUAAUGAAUCCCAAUAUAUUAAUGGCAGCUGGAGUUCCAAUAUAUAGGACAGAUCAACAUGCCGGUGAAUUUGUAGUUACAUUUCCUAGAGCAUAUCAUGCGGGAUUCAAUCAAGGUUAUAAUUUUGCUGAAGCUGUUAACUUUGCUCCUCCCGAUUGGCUUAAAAUUGGACGUGAUUGUAUAAUGCAUUAUAAAAAUUUGAAACGGUUUUGUGUAUUUUCACAUGAUGAACUUAUAUGCAAGAUGGCAUUAGAAGGCGACCGCCUAGACUUAGAAACUGCUUUAGAAACACAAAAGGAACUAGUGCACGCAACUGAAGAAGAAGGUCGCUUAAGAGCUCUUAUUGCCAAGAAGGGGUUAAAAAAUGUACGCAGGACUGCUUUUGAGUUAUUAGGUGAUGAUGAAAGACUGUGUGAAAUUUGUAAGACAACUUGCUUUUUAUCUUCUGUAUCGUGUGCUGACUGCAAACAUAUGGCAUGUCUACAACAUGCUAGUUCUGAUGAAUUUUGCCAAUGUCUAUUAAGUAAAAAAACAUUAUUUUACCGAUAUGAUAUGGAUGAACUGCAUAUAAUGUUACAAACAAUCGAUUUUAGAGUCAAUAGCUUUGACAAAUGGAUGACUGAGACAAAGAAUAUUUUACUGCCAACUGCACCAGAUAUUGGUAGACUACAAAAAUUAAAACUUUUAGUAGAUGAAGCAGAAGAACUUAAAAUACCAAAAUGCUCAUUAUUAACUCAACUGAAAGAAGAAUAUGCUAAAGCUACUGAUAAUGUAGAGCCAAUUGUUAUUGAAUUAGAUGAUGAUUAAAAAUUACAUUUAUUAACAAAAUAAAGGACUGGGCAUUAGUACAAAUUAUAAAAAAAAACACAUAGUAAAAAAAAAACAAAAUAAUUACUAUGUAUUUUAAUAGCUGUUCAAGUUUUAAUUUUGACAUUUUCAUAUUGAAUGAAAUAUCUUGUAAUUUACAAGAUUUAUGUCUUCAACACAACAGAUGUUAGUAAUAUUAGACUUGUACAGCGCCUGGAAUAUAUAAAAGCUAUUUUACUUUCCAACAAAAGAUAUGUAUGUGACGCACUAGUUUAUAAGUUACGUGUAUUAAUGUAAGAUUGAUUACUAUCAUCACAGUUUGUUGCAGCUGAAAGGUAUACAUUACUUUUGUAUAAUGUGAAUAGUAAACAAAAAAUAUGACUUAGUUCUAAAAAAUUAAAGCCUGCGUAUUAACAUGUUAUAACUAAAACACUUAUUAAAAUUUUGUAAGUGAUGACAAGAUUCCCACCGUUUUUUAAUAAGAUGUCCCUUGUAUUUAAGAAAAAGUAUUUAAUUUUGAAAUGUAGUAAUGAAAUAUUAUUACUCUUCUUAUAUGGUAAAUUUGAUCUCAUUUUGUACUCAGUUACUGAAAGUAAAUGUUGAUUUAAUGUGGGAUAUACUUUCAUCUUGUAUAUUUCUAAAUAACUAAAUAAUUAUAUCUCUUACAAACAAAAUGGGCCUUGGUUAUCCCUAAUAGUAAGUCAUAACAAGAAGUGACUGUUUAAAUACUUGUUUUUUUUUAAAUGAAUUGUAGGAAUACUAUUUUUAAUGAAUUUAAAAUUAUAAAUCCCAUGACACCACCAAAUUGUCUUACGGUAUGCUGUCAAGUUCAAAUAGGUUAAUCUGAAAAUAUUGGAAUAGGCAGAAUGAACACUAGGUUAGCACCUUAAGACACUAAAAUAAGUUUGUAUUUUUGAGAUUAGGAUUAAUAUUAAGUACCUAAUUUAGUGUUAAAGGAGGCUAUGCGUAGUUUGAUGUGUAUAUAUAUAUAAUGGGAUUGUAUUUCAGAAGAAAAAAGCUUAGCCAGUAUUCCUAUUUAUUAUAAGUAAAUUAUAAAUAAAAUUGUAGUAACAGUUCUGUGAAAUUAAGGUUUAUUUAAAUCAUAAAUAUUAACGAAUAUUACCAUCAUUGGUAGUAAUAAAAGCUAACUACACUAAAUAUAUUCAAAUAUAUUAUUUAUUUUUAAAUAAUUGACAAUUUCACCUCAAAAUAUAAUUUUUAUUAUAUAAGUAUGUUUUUUUUUGCAAAUUUCGUAAAUUUUCUCUGACAAAAGUUACAUGUGGCUGCAAUGGCGCAGAACUUAAUAUAAAAUAAUAUUACUCGGAUUAAUUAUAUUCUAAUUAUCAAAAGUUCGAUAGAUAUUAUGUUAACUAAUGUUAAUAUCAUAUUUUCUAGUGAUGUAUGUGUUCAUGUUCUGUGCAGUGAUUGGAUAAGAACGACUUUCAAGAAAUCUGUGUUAAAAUAAGUAAAUAAAUAUGUUUAGAUUGACAA
This is a messenger RNA of Melitaea cinxia (Glanville fritillary), 4318 nucleotides long. Its product is annotated as lysine-specific demethylase lid-like. Gene Ontology annotation, molecular function: histone demethylase activity; DNA binding. The transcript has a single exon. Bases 380 to 2827 code for a protein of 815 amino acids. Gene Ontology annotation, cellular component: nucleus. Lineage: Eukaryota; Metazoa; Arthropoda; Insecta; Lepidoptera; Nymphalidae. The record is from RefSeq and is a predicted model, not a curated record. Gene Ontology annotation, biological process: chromatin remodeling.